CCUGCAAAGUAAACCGUCCGAUUCGCUGAAGCGACUUUGAGUAUGGCCAACAUCGUCUGUGCGGAACGGCACCGCCUGUGCUGCGAGAAAAGAGCUCUGUUGAAUCUGGACCUGCCUCCCAGGAGGCUGCUGCGGCGCCCAGGCCUCUCUGUCCUCCUGCCAGAGGAGGAGGACGAGGAGGAGGACGGCGGCGAGGGGUCGGUGGAUGAGGAGGUGGACGUGUACUCGAGCGACGAGUUCCGGAUGUACGAGUUCAAGGUCCGGCGGUGCAUGCGUGGCCGGAGCCACGACUGGACCGAUUGCCCCUUCGCCCACCCGGGUGAGAAGGCGCGACGCCGCGAUCCCCGGCGGUACCACUACUCGGGCGUCGUCUGCCCCGACUUCCGCCGCUGCGGCUCGUGCUCCCGGGGGGACGACUGCGAGCUCGCCCAUGGUGUCUUCGAGUGCUGGCUCCACCCGGCGAGGUACCGCACCAUGCCCUGCAAGGAUGGUCGGCGCUGCCGCCGCAAGGUCUGUUUCUUUGCUCACUUUCCCCGGCAGCUUCGUGUCCUCCCAUCCCACAGCAAUAAUGACGAGAAGCCCUCAGCACCCUGUUAUGGUUUUUGGUCUGCAAACGAUAACUCCGUCGCCGCCGCUGCCUUCUCUCCGACGUCGACGUUGAUGAGUUUUUCUCCGCCAAUUUCACCGUCGGUGGGGGAACUGCAAUUCUCCGGCAAUGAUAUAAAGCAGAGGAAUAUGAGAGGUAUCAAUAGAAAUAACAACCCCAGUGAUGCGAUGGAUUAUGACGGUCUGUGUGAAGAGUUGACGAACUCAUUGGAAGCCAUGGAACUUUCAGCUUCACCAGUGACGAGUUCUGCAGCUGCUGCUGCUGCUCCCAAGGAGGUGAGGAGUCUGGGGUUGGAGAGUAACAACAGCAGCAGCAGCAGUAUGUGUUGGCCAGAUCUGGACUGGGUGAACGAGCUGCUGAUGUAG
Molecule: messenger RNA, 972 nt
Organism: Musa acuminata AAA Group (dessert banana)
Lineage: Eukaryota; Viridiplantae; Streptophyta; Magnoliopsida; Zingiberales; Musaceae
Product: zinc finger CCCH domain-containing protein 2-like
Exons: 1
Coding region: 43-972 (309 amino acids)
Molecular function (GO): metal ion binding
Source: RefSeq, a predicted model, not a curated record